This is a messenger RNA of Anastrepha ludens (Mexican fruit fly), 1716 nucleotides long. It is a transcript of the gene Reg-2, whose product is annotated as rhythmically expressed gene 2 protein. The coding region runs from base 819 to 1649 and encodes 276 amino acids. Lineage: Eukaryota; Metazoa; Arthropoda; Insecta; Diptera; Tephritidae. The transcript has 3 exons. The record is from RefSeq and is a predicted model, not a curated record.
CGCACAUACAAUUUGAAAUUCAUUAUAAAGAAAACAAAUUAAGCCUUUUCGAUAUACGCGCAUUUGUCUUAAUAUUUAGUCAUUUACAACAGCUUAUUCUGUUCCUAAGAAAAUGCCUGUGAAAACAAGUGUUUGGAAGAAAAAUGUCAAGGAAAUGAAAGGCUCUACACCACAUACAACUGCAUACUUGUGCCAAGCAACAUAGAUAAGAAUUAUAGUUAGAUUCAUUUGUAUGUAUUUGAAAUGUGAGUGCACUGAUAUGACAAUUGCAUUUUGGUUACGCGCUGUAUUCCACAAAAACAGUGGAUAUACCUGUUGUUUCAAGACUCAUAUAUACGUAUAUUAUACAUACAAACAACCAUACAUAUCCAGGUGCAUCUUUCGCUUCUAAAUAAAACCAAAAUCACUAAAAUGUUAAGAAAAUACGCUUUCCUGAAAUUUACUGCAACCAUAAACAUCACACUUAUUUAUUUUCUUAUGUAGCCGUGUGCGUACAUACAUAUACAUAGAUAGGCCGAUAACCGACAGACCACGGGCCAAGCAGAGCAGCAAAGCGAAUCCCCAUUUAUUUCUAUUGAUAAGACAUCCAAAUUUAUAAACGAAAUGGUGAUUUGAUUUGCUACAAAGCUAACGAACACCAAUCGCAUCAGCAGUUGUACGCAGAGUGUUGAUUAAACAGCAUCGAAAGGAAUAGCCAUUUAUGUACAUACAUAUGUACGAGUAUAUGCAACAAUAAAUCGCUAGUGUACGUGAUACCAAUAGCAUAAUACAGAGAUCUUAAGUACUCACACCAAAAAUUCCGCAUCCGUCUAACCAGCAUGACAACUGCCUUGGGCCGCUUGCGUCUAAUCACUUUUGACGUCACCAAUACUUUGCUGCAAUUCCGUACUAGUCCUGGCAAGCAAUAUGGCGAAAUUGGUGCACUUUUUGGUGUGCUUUGUGAUAAUGAUGAACUCGCAAAAAAUUUCAAGGCUAAUUGGUAUAUGAUGAAUAGAAAAUAUCCCAACUUUGGACGCAAUUCGCGUAUUGGCUGGCAACAGUGGUGGCAUCAGCUUAUUAGUGGCACAUUCGCAGACAGUGGCUCAUUAAUACCCGAGGAUAAAUUAGGAAACUUGUCCAAUCAUUUGUUGGAGCUUUAUAAGACAAGCCUUUGUUGGCAGCAUUGUAACGGCAGCAUCGAUUUACUCAAUUAUUUACGCUUGCAACAACAACUCGCUACAAACCAUCAUGACAAUGAAUUUAAUGAUGAUCACAGCAGUCAUAAAUCGCCAAUUUCUCUGGGUGUCAUUUCCAACUUUGAUCCGCGCUUAGACAUUCUAUUGCGUAAUCUAAAAAUUAAGCAUUAUUUUGAUUUCACAAUCAAUUCUUAUGAUAGUAAUUGUGAAAAGCCAAAUCCUGAAAUAUUUAACUUAGCCAUGAGGAUGUCCGAUUUGACUGAUUUGAAGCCAGAAGAAUGUUUACAUAUCGGUGAUGGCCCAACUACAGAUUAUUUGGCAGCGAAAAAUAUUGGCUGGAAUUCCGCACUUAUACACGAGAAGAAUGUCAACUAUCUCAUUCCAAAAUAUGGCGACAAAAUUGAAGAACAUUUCGUUUUCCCUAGUUUAUAUGAUUUUCAUAAAAAGUUUUCAAAUAAUUUUAUAAAGUGGUGAAUUAUUUUAACAUUAACUAGUGUUUACUACUACGGCCUAUGUAAUAAAUACAAAAUAUACAAACUCA